AUGCUGCAGAGCCAACUGUCCAUCCUCGUGCCCACCUUCCCCUGCCCCAAGGAGGAGCGCGUGGGCGUGUGGGCGGACGGCCGCAAGUGGCUAUGCAACAUGAAGACCUUUCUGCCAGAUAACCCUGUCGUGUACAGCAUAGGGUCAGGCGGGGAGUACUCCUUUGAAAAGGACAUGUUCUUCAAGUUCCCCCUCACGCGUCCGCUCACCUUCGACCCAUUCCUCGACCCCUCUCUCGCCUCCUCCAUGCAAGCCCUCUCCUUCCUCCGCCUCCUCCCCAUCGGCCUCGCCGGGGCCGGGGUGAUCGAGAGAGCGAGAGUGGACCGACCGGGAGUGCAGUUCAUGACUGUGGGGGAGGUCAUGGCUGCGAAUAAUCACUCCUAUGUGGAUGUUCUGAAGGUGGAUUGCGAUGGGUGUGAGGAGGGGUUGGUUUAUGAUAUUAAGCCAGGAAGGAGGGAGGGUGGGGGGGAAGGGGUGGGGGAUGGGAGUGGAGGAGGAGGGAGAGGAGAAGGGGGAGGAGGAGGGGAAGGGAGGGAGGAGGAGGUGUUGGAGGAGUUUAGCCGAGUGAAGCCGUUUGGGGACCCGGCGAUUGGUCAGAUACUCAUUGACUUGCACCAGUGA
This is a messenger RNA of Closterium sp. NIES-65, 621 nucleotides long. The record is from the annotation of a GenBank genome assembly. Lineage: Eukaryota; Viridiplantae; Streptophyta; Zygnematophyceae; Desmidiales; Closteriaceae.